AUGGAUAGAAAUAGAGAAUCAAUGUUCACAUCUAAUUUUUGGAGAGAAAUCAAUGAGUAAUUUUUCAUGGUUCUGUCUCCUAUCAACAUAUCUGAUAUUAGACUCUUCAAAAAGAAAUGUAAUCAUUUUAUUCAUAAAAUAGUUUCUAAUUAUGUAAACUUAAAUUGUCAUAAAUUAUUAGAUAAACUUCUUAGAUAGAAUAACAGAUCUAAAUUAUCUUAAUUCAACAUUAUCAAUUUAAAAUAAAGAAUUUCAUUACUCUUUCAAGAAAGAUAAUAACAUUCAGAACCUAUUUAAAAUUUAAUUGAUGAAAUGAUAGACCAAAUAUGUUUUACUUAACUUAUUGAAGGACUAUAAUAAACUUAAGAUCUUAUUAAAAAUAUGUCCUAAUUAUCAGAAUAACAACAAUAAAUAAUUUAUCAUUAAGAAAAUUAAAUCCUGACUAAUUUACAUUAAAUGAUCGAUUGUCAAGAUGAAUUAUCCUAACAUAUAUAAUAACUUGAAUAGUAACUAGAACAACUUGAUAAUUCAAAUUCCAUUCAAUAGUACAAUUCCCUUCUUAAUAUCAUAGGCUUGAAUAACAUGUCAAUGAAAUCAAUCAUUCUCUCCUCUACACUUAUACAUCCUAAAUCCUUUAAGAACAUUCUAUUAAAUUAACUAGAACUAGAAUAAAAAAUCAUAAAUAAGAACUUUCUGUAUUGAAGGACUUAAUUAUAUUACAUGAAGAUUAUCAAGUUGCUGAAAGUAUUGGAAAAGCAACAUUUAAUGAAUCAAGUAAAUUCAAUCAAACUUAUUAUAUUAAGGUAAUACCAUAACAGUGAUUUUUGAUAAAUAUUUGAGUUAAACAUAAAUCGAUCUCAAUUUAGAACACUUUGCAAAUCUUCAAAAAUUAAGAGAAGUACCAUAUGAAUUUCCUGAUUAAUUACCUGGACUUAGAUCAGAUGUAAAUAAAUUGAAUUUAUUUAGGAUGUAUUUGAAAUGUAAAUGUGUCAUUUUUGUAAAUUAAUGGUUGAUAUUAAAAAUCUGAAAUAGUGUUCAUAUAAUCAUUAUUAGAUGGGAUUACAUGAAUACAAUGAAGAUUUAUUAAUUUGUUAAAGAUAUUAAAUUAAUGCCAAAUCUUAAUAAUAAUAUUUUUUAGAUCUUUAUUCUACAAAUUACAUAAUUGAAAGUACUUUAAAUUUUGAUAUAUUAUAGAUUAAUAGAUCCAAUGUAAAAGAUAUUUUUGUUUAAAAUGUUUAAAACAUGAAUUUGAUUCAUAUGAAACUACUUAAUUUAUGUGGAUAUGUCCAUUAUGCAAAGUAAAUAUUAUUUAUAAUUAAUAUAGGGAUUAUGUUCUUGUAUUAGAUGUUCUAGAAAUGAUACUAUUUAUAAAUUAAAGAGACAAUAUUUAGAAUUGAAUGGAAAUUUGGAAGAUAUUUAUUAAUCAUCAUAUUUUGAGAUGCUUGUGAAGGAAAAACGAAAAUUAAUAAAAAAUAUUCCUAUUGAAUUUAUUAAUUUAAUUAAAAACAAACAAGAUAAUAAUGAAGAUACUUUAACACCUAAAAGUAAUUUGAAAAAUAAAAAAUCAAUUACUAAGAGAGUGAUAUAAAAGAAAAUGAAAAAAAAUGAUUAAGCAUAAAAAUCACAUAAACUAACACAUAUAGAGAGUUCCUCAUCAUCAGUAAAAAUUAAGAAAUCAAAAGAGAUUAAAAAGAGAUCUUUAUUUUUUAAUAAUAAUAAUCAAAAUGAUCCUUCUAAUUAAUAAAUCUUUAUCUAAUGA
This is a messenger RNA of Paramecium primaurelia, 1759 nucleotides long. The record is from the annotation of a GenBank genome assembly. NCBI's taxonomy places the organism in Eukaryota, Ciliophora, Oligohymenophorea, Peniculida, Parameciidae.